AUGUCCACCCGGUGGACAUCCCCGGACCCAGACGUCACGGCCAUCAUGUGCCUCUGCCUCCGCCUGCCGCAGCUGUUCUCCAUGUGUGUGGCCAUCUCCCUGGUGGCCGGCAGGGCCACUGAGCGGGGAGCCGUAGGAAACUGGUCCAUGUCCAUCUGGUGCUUCUGUUUUGCCAUGACCCUCAUGGUAUUCAUUGUUGAGUUCUAUGGGUUCCAUUCCCACUUUCCGUUUUUCUGGUUCAACUUCCCCGUGACCUAUGCCUGCUAUGCCACCCUGCUCUGCCUCUCAGCUUCCAUCAUCUACUCCAUCACCUACGUCCAGUUUCUGCCUGAUGGUCCUUACCGGGACCGGGUCAUCGCCGCCUCUGCCUUCUCCUGUGUCGCAUCAGUGCUAUAUGCCAUAGAUGUGGCCUGCACGUGGGUUGCCUAUGGGUUCAAGGAGAUCCCCUGCUAUGUGCACACCCUGCCAGGCCUGCUGAAGGUGCUGGAGACCUUUGUGGCCUAUGUCAUCUUUGCCUUCAUCAUCAACACCUCCCUGUACCUGCACCAGCCAGCCCUGGAGUGGUGUGUGGCCAUGUACUCCAUCUGCUUCAUCCCAGCAGCCCUGGCCAUCCUGCUGAACCUGGGCGAAUGGGAAUACAGGCUGCCCAGACCGUAUCCCAUUUUCCAGCUUCUGCUCACCCUGCUCUCUGUCCUCCUCUACAUCAGCGCUCUGGUCCUCUGGCUGCUCUACCAGUUCUACGAGGAGCUCGGCGGGCAGCCCCAGAGGUCCAGUGAUGGGGACUGCAGGGACGAGCUCACCUACGACAUGUGCACCUGGGACCAGCGACUGGCUGUGGCCGUCCUGACAGCCAUCAACCUGCUGGUUUACGUGACCGACCUGGUGUACUGGGCCCACCAGGUCUCUGUAGGGACUGAGGACCAGCCCACGGACUCCUGA
Messenger RNA from Dama dama (fallow deer), 939 nucleotides. Its product is annotated as myeloid-associated differentiation marker-like. The transcript has a single exon. The record is from RefSeq and is a predicted model, not a curated record. Bases 1 to 939 code for a protein of 312 amino acids. NCBI's taxonomy places the organism in Eukaryota, Metazoa, Chordata, Mammalia, Artiodactyla, Cervidae. Gene Ontology annotation, cellular component: cell-cell junction; plasma membrane.